AUGGACGACGACGACAUAUCAGACGACCUGCUUGCUAAUUUGGAUGAUAUCUGUGCCCAGCAUCAAGCCAAGCCGCAGCAGCUGCGACCGCAGCCAAGCUACGGCCGGGGCGGCCGCAGCGGCAGCGGCGGUGCGAGCAGCGGCGGGGCCGGCAGCGGCGGCAGCGGGGGUGCGGCGGCGCCGCCUGGCAUGGGGGCGCAGCAGCCCUCCCAGCGGGAUGCCGGGCACCAGGACACCCUCCGCCGCACCACCCAGCCGGCCCCCCACCACGCGCCGCCCGGCGGCGCCAUGUCGGCGGCUGCGGCGCUGGCGCAGCGUGCGGAGCUGCAGCGGCAGCUGGAGGCGUCGCAGCAGCAGCUGAUGCACGCGGGGGCAGAGCUGGAAGAGGAGCGGCGCCGCGGCGCCACCAGGGAGGAGCGCUUGGCGACCGCCGAGGCCCGCGCGGCCCAGCUGUCCGCGGAGCUGAAGCGGCGGGAGGAAGCUGCCGCGCAGCUGCAGGACGAACUGAGGAACGCACGUGAGCAGCGCGCAGCGGCCGAGGCGGAGGCGGCGGCCGCCGCUGCGGCGGCCGUCGCCGCGUCGGAGGCGGCGGCGGCGGCGGUGGGCGCGGCGGCGCCGGGAAGCGCGAAGAAGCGGCGGCGGGGCAGCGGCGCAGGCGAGGCGGCGCCAGGGGCGCAGCAGAACGGGGGGCAGGCGCCGCUGCCGUUGGUGACGCAUCAGCAGUCACAACGGCAGCAUCAUCAGCAGCAGCAGCCGGGCCAGCAUCUUGCUGAGCGGCCUGGCACGCCGCCCGCGCCGGCGGCGGGCGGCGGCCCCACGCCAACAGUAGCAGCAGCGGCGGGGCCCGCGCGGCUGGCAACAGGCGGCCCUGCUGCCCCCGGCCUCAUUCCCGCCCUGCUUGGCCUCAAGGUGUGA
Molecule: messenger RNA, 915 nt
Organism: Monoraphidium neglectum
Lineage: Eukaryota; Viridiplantae; Chlorophyta; Chlorophyceae; Sphaeropleales; Selenastraceae
Exons: 4
Coding region: 1-915 (304 amino acids)
Source: RefSeq, a predicted model, not a curated record